Molecule: messenger RNA, 8890 nt
Organism: Culex pipiens pallens (northern house mosquito)
Lineage: Eukaryota; Metazoa; Arthropoda; Insecta; Diptera; Culicidae
Product: membrane-associated guanylate kinase, WW and PDZ domain-containing protein 1-like
Exons: 4
Coding region: 892-4341 (1149 amino acids)
Biological process (GO): hippo signaling
Cellular component (GO): cytoplasm
Molecular function (GO): protein binding
Source: RefSeq, a predicted model, not a curated record
GUUUGUUGAAAAUGGAAGUCGGUUCCAAGCGCUGCUCGUUUUAUUUUCAUUUUUGCUAGUAAAAAGUGCCCGUCGCGAUCCAAAACGUACGCCAAUCGGUGCGUGAAAGUGCGUGUGUGACUUUGUGCUAGUUUUCCUGUGUGAACCUUCGUGAUACCGGUGUGAAAAACGUUAGACAAUCGGGCCUCGUCAACGCCGACUACGACUACGUGUGUGGAUUAUGGUGUUUUAAGGUGUGCGUUACGAAACCGUGGAGUACGCGAGAGGUGUUGUUUAGUGAAGCACGCGAUCGAAGAUCGAAUCGCCAAAAAUCGCACGCCGUGGAAUGCGGCGGCGCGGUUGAGUCAUUCCUUGGAAGGUUGAGCAAUAGCUGCCAGCAAACGAAGCAGUGAUCCUGACUGGGAAGAAGGAAGAAAUGCACGACAGGUGACCAUCGCCGAAGAGAAAUUAAACGGUCGAAGAACCUGCAAAGCAGGUCUCCGCGCGCGAGAGAGAGUGUGUGUGCGUUGAAAGUUGAGUUGGGGCCCCGAAAACAAGGGCUGGGCAAGAUUUAAAGUUUAUUACGGCGAAGAGAGGCGAAGGUGAUCACAAAACGGAGAAACCGGCCGUCGUUGCGCCAACCUGCCUGCCCGAGAGUGCCCCUGUUCAGUGUGGUGAUGUUGUGGUAGCUAAAAAUAUACAAAGUUGGCAAGCGAGCUCGCGCGCGCGGGAAACGCUCGACCUGCUGCUGUCCGAGAAGAGAGCGAGUGCAUUUAAAUGUUGAGUGCGUUUUCCCCCCUCCUGUGUUUGGCUUCUGUUUCGGUGUUUUGUUUCUCGCCAAGAAUUCGGGGUUGUGUGUGAGUGAGUGUUUGGCCGGCCAGAUGAUGGCCACGCGGUGAAGGGUAAACCUCAAUGACAGAGAAAAGUGAAAUUGAAAAGCUCGCCAGCAUGAAUGAGUCAGGGCCGCCGAUGAACGGUGGCGCCGGCCCCACCGCCAAACCGGAUGGCAAAGAUCUGUCGUCGAAGAUGGGCGUCAACGGCGAUAACGGAACGGACGUUCCGGACUCGCUGAUGAUGAGCCCCAACAAUGGCAUUCAUCACCAGCAGCAGCAGCAGCAGCACCAUCACCACCAUCACCAUCAUAACCAUAACCAGCAGCAGCAGCAGCAACUGCAACCGCCGCCGGUGAAUGGUGGUGGUGCUGGGUUCUACGAGCAAAAGUCCGAGCAGCAGGAAGAGGACGACGGACUGGGACCGCUGCCGGCCAAGUGGGAGAAGGCGUUCACGGACAGCGGCGAGGUGUACUUUAUCGACCACAACACCGGCACGUCGCACUGGCUCGACCCGCGGCUCUCCAAGUUCCAGAAAAAGUCCCUCGAGGACUGCCAGGACGACGAGCUGCCGUACGGGUGGGAGAAGAUUUGCGAUCCGCACUACGGCACCUACUACAUCGACCACGUGAACCGGAAGACGCAGUACGAGAACCCGGUGCUGCAGGCGAAGCGCAUGAGCGAACGGGGGGCGGCCCCUCCGCCGGGUGGUGGCGGUCCUCCCAUGGGUGGUCACGACGAGGUUGGUGGCGCAGGAGGAGGUGGAGGUGGGGGCGGUCGGGUGAAUCACUUUACGAAGAAUCCGGGCAGUUUGCAGGGCGAGCGGUUGAUGACGACGCUGGUCAAGUCGACGCGGGGGUUGGGCUUUACGAUCGUCGGAGGGGACGAUAAUGUGGAGGAGUUUCUGCAGAUCAAGUCGAUCGUGCCGAACGGGCCGGCCUGGAUGGACGGGAAGCUCAAGACGGGCGAUGUGUUGGUUUAUGUGAAUGAGAUUUGCGUGCUGGGGUUCACGCACCACGAGAUGGUGAAUAUCUUCCAGUCGAUUCUGCCCGGGGAGGAGGUGCACCUGGACGUGUGCCGGGGGUACCCGCUACCGUUCGAUCCGAACGAUCCGAACACGGAGGUGGUCACGACGAUUGCGGUUGACGGGUUGAACAACGGAGUUAUGACGGAGUCGGAUCUGAAGAUGCUGGAGACGGGUAUCUUUAUGGAUCCGAGCGAGGGCGGAGUUCAGCACAAGAAUCCGCUGGCGAAGAUCCAGUCGGGUGGGGGUGGUGGGGCGACGGCGAACGGAGGCGAUGUGUACUUUAGUGAUACGCACCCGUACCAGCAGCAUUACAAGAGCAAGGAGAAUAGCUUUGAAAUUCCGGAGAUUCUGCACAUAAACAUUGUGAAGAGUGAUAACGGGUUCGGGUUUACGAUUACGGACAGUUCGUACGGGCAGAAGGUGAAGAAGAUUUUGGACAGGCAUUGCUGCAAGAACUUGCAGGAGGGAGAUAUUCUGUUGAGUAUCAACUCCAUUCCGGUGAAGGACAUGUCACAUAAUGAGGUAGUGCAAGUGCUGAAGGAUUGUCCAAAGAACAUCGAAACGACGUUGAAGGUUCAGCGUGGCCCUUCGGCGCUGCUCGUCGGCAGUAGUAAGAUGACGAACAAACUGAGGAAAAGUAUCGAACUGGCCAAGUUUGGUGGAGGUUUGCUCAAGAAGGACAGCGGAUACGGGAUCGGUGGGAAUAGUUUAUUCAGGAGUAAAACGCCAACGGCAGAUCUGUACAGUACACAGGCGAAGGAGAUUCUUCCGACUAGGCCAAAAACACCGCUGGUAGACACGCGGGCCCGGGCCAAAACACCUUCGUUGCCAUUGUCAGAUCUGAACACGGAUGAAAUCGAGCUGGACGUGAAUAAAAACUCUGGUAACGGUGACUCCAAGAUGGAUCUAAACUUGAACAUGAAGUCGAAUGCCAGCUCACAUGACAACGACUCGAUUGCGAACGAUAUUGGGUCGUACAACAACGAUGAUCAGUUCCAUCCGCACCAUCACGGUGGGAAGCACGCCAACUUGUUGGCGGAUCGGCUUGGCGAGCUGACCAUCAGCAGUUCGAACAACAGCACCACGGACACAAUCUACCACAACCAUCAACCUCAGUACGGCGGUGGUCAAGUCCUCCAGCAGCACCAGCCCAACUACAACCACGGCUACAACCAGCUUUAUUCACCUCCGCUGGUCCCACCUCCACCAGUGCCACCCCUUUCAGCAAACCACGUCGGUUACGGUCCCAACUCGGUCCAAAUGCCCCUCCAGCCAACGUAUCAUCACGAGAGUUGCUUCUGCUACGAUUGCCAGGACUACCAGCGCCAGCAACAGCAACUCAUGUACCAACAGCAAACGCUCAACCGGUCGUACGGCCAACAACAGCAGCAGCAACAACAACAAUCUCAACAGCAUCUUCCCUACCAACUUCCACCCCAAAUGAGCGACAACAUUGGCAAGCGGCUCAACGAAUACCUGAUGGACCGGAAGCGAUCGCUCCACCAGCAGCAACAACAACAACAACACCCGCAGUACGACAACCUGUACCACCAUCACAAGGCACCGGUUCCACUUCCACCCCAGCAUCAUCAACAGCAACAGCAGCAGCAGCAGCAGCAACAACCGGCCUUCGAGCAGCACUUUUACCCCCAGCAAGCACCGGUUCCGUGGCCGGGCGGACCACGCAACGGCAGCAGCGUCGGCAGCCAACACUCGCCCCAACUGUACGGCGGAGCCGGUGGCAACGUGGGCUUCAUGGCGCCCGUUCCGAUGGAGGAUUACACGCUGACGGAGGUGGUGCUGGAGCGGCAAGCGCUCGGCUUUGGGUUUCGAAUCGUCGGCGGCACGGAGGAGGGCUCCCAGGUGACGGUGGGGCACAUCGUGCCGGGGGGAGCCGCCGACAAGGACACCCGGAUCGCGUCCGGCGACGAGAUCCUCAACAUCAACGGGGUUAAUGUGGAAAACGCCUCCCACCAUCGGGUGGUACAGUUGAUGGGUGAGGCUGGCCUCCGGGGUCAGGUCACGAUGAUCCUGAGGCGGCGCAAACCGCUGAAGGCGCCUCCGCCGCCACCGAAUCCGCGCUACCCGUACCAGGUGCUGGUGUCGCGCAACGAAAACGAAGGCUUCGGGUUCGUGAUCAUUUCCUCGUCCGGUCAGUACCACGGUUCGUCCAUCGGUGAUCUCAUCCCGGGCAGCCCGGCCGAGCGCUGUGGGGAGCUCAAGAUCGGCGACCGAAUCGUGGCGGUGAACUCGAUCGACAUCACCGGCAUGAGCCACGGCGACGUGGUGAACCUGAUCAAGGAGUCCGGUCUGCAGGUGCAGCUGUCGAUCGGGUGUCCCCGGCCGGACGGUCCACCGUUGAUUCAGACGGCGGCGAACGCGGUGGCCGCAUCGAACGCGUCCAACGCCAGCGGCAACGAAAUGUACGUGAGCAGCAGCAGCGGAAGCAACGGCGGUGGUGGCGGACCGCCCCUCAUGAACCGCUACCCCACGAUCAUGUCCUGAUUGCGGCGGACGAAGGUUCUCGUGCGGCGCGCUUCGGCGUCGAUCGAGGAGGAAGCGGCGGAUUGAGCGCGGCGACGGCAGCAGCCUGCCGGAAUGGAACCAAAGCAUUUGUUUUUAGGCGAGUUUAUUUACUGUUAAGACGGCGGGAAUGGAACGAGCACGUUCCACGCACAGGUGAGUGUUGAAUCUAGCAAAAAGAAGCAAACAAGCCGAGAUAGAAACGGUGGUGUGUGGCAAUAGAUGAAAUUAGUUCGUACUAGUGCGCUGUGGGUAGAGAGAGAGCGGGAGCCGUUACACAAUAGAGAGCGGGUCUGGGUAAAAGAUUGUCGUGUGUAUCAGGUUUCGGCGCGACGCGGUUUUUGUUUGUGUGUUCUACAGGUCACGUGCGGUUUGCCCGUACGUGAUGCUUCGUUGUUGUUAGGUUCUGUGUCUAAAGGUGACUCCGCUAUCUGCGAGUGUGUGUUGCAUGAGUUCUGCAUUUUUGGACGAACUUUUAAUAUAAAGUUGAAUGAUAUAUUUUUUGCAAUUCUGUUUUGAAAAUACUUACAUUUUCUGUCAUUCUAUUGUGAUAAAAAUGACCUACAUAUCAGCAUCCAAAAUAACAGUACUGAAAAGUUUAUUUUAGCACUCAAUUCAGUUCUGAAAUGUUAAACUUUUCAGUACUUGUAUCGUAAAGUAAUAGUUUUCGGUACUGAUUUGGUUUUUAGGCUGAUACGGAGAUAGGAAGAAACACAAAACACCAUAAUAUGGUAUAUUAUACAUAAAACUUCCAAGAAACGGUCAAUAAAAGGGUUACGAAAAAAAAAUCUUGAGCGAUACGCAGCUGAAAAGGUCCAGAACCGGAAAGGGGCAUUUGGCGUUUCUUCGCGCGGUGCUUGUUUGCAUUAUGUUUUGAUGAGAAAACUUAUAUUUGAAUGCGACACAAAAUUACAAACAUAUCUACGAUUUUGAUCAAUAUCAAAAAUUUUGAAAAAUCUUAAAUUCCUUAUAAUUCGGAAUCUUGUAAUGCAGAAUCUUAAUAUUAAGAACGGAUUUUGUUUAUUGCUAGGAAUGAAGUAAACUUGAAGGAAAGUAAAAAAAAUGAAAAAUACAAAAUUAAUGAGAAAUCUAUAAAUUUAAGAAUACAAACGAACACAUCAAAAAUAAAAAUAAAAUAACAAAAAAUAACUUAAAAAAUAAAAAAAAUCAGAUGAUCAAGUAAUCUUCAAUUCAAUUCAUUUAUUUACCGAAAUAACAAUUUUACAACUUGUGUGAAUGGCUGGUUCAUAGAGAUUUGGUGUUCCUUGCAACUAUUUCCUUUUCAUUAACCGCUUGGUAACAGAAGGUUCUUCAAAUGCAAUUAAACAAAAACUAGGGAAAAUUUGGCCAAACAACCUAGUGACAUCGAACAUCAAGUAGGGGAAAUAUACCCUUUCUAAUCAAACACCUAUCUUCGUCAUAUGGAGAGCUUGAUGCUCGAUUAAAGCUCCAAAAAUACUAUUUAGGCUAUAAACUUACCAGCAACAGCACCGCCUCGAGUAAGCACGCAAAUGUAUGCCACUUACUGGCCAAAAAAAUCAAAUUUAAUGCACUUUUGAUCAUAAUUUCUAUUUUGCGAGACCAUUUCUCAUCAUUUUGGUGGCACACACAUCCACACGCAAGAUCAGAGGUUAACUGCUUAACGAAAGUCGCCAUCAAUAUCUUUUCACUUGCGCUAACGAUUUCAAAGCGCUUGAGAUAUAAAAUUGCUUCCAACUACCGGCAACAUGUUCUUUUGACCGUUACUUAGUCACUCACUUGAAAAUUAAUCCCGAAACAAGUAAAUAUUUAGCAAGCGCCAUCAAAAAAACAAACGCGCUAAGUCUUUUGACGUUUCAAUUCUGACGACCCAUUCCAACCGAAGGCUGAAGAAAACCGAGCGAGAAGCGAAGGCAAAUAAAGAACAAAGGGUGGCCACCAACACCACUAGCAGCACUUGUGGUGUUGCCAGGAAACUUUCUCUAUAAAUGCUACUUUUCGUGAGUGUUCGCUCAAAAUUUCAUCAAUUUUGGCAGCACGAAGCAGACCCAAACGAGCGUUGGAAGAAAAAAAGAACUAAGCUGAAAAUAGAAAAAUGGGCGUGGCCCAAUGCACAUGACUGAUUAGAAUGGGUUUUUGAAUUAUUUUUUUAAAAUACUUGUAAAAGGAAUAGCAUAACUUUUAAUAAAAGUGAAAAUAAACAGAAAUGUUCACAAAAAGUUGCUCUAUUCGUUGGUGUACUUGGUUUUACUGAAUUUCAAAGAACACUCCAGAUUAUCCAGCAUCAUUCAAACAAGACCGCUAAUUAGGCUUAAAAUGGGUUUAUUUCCCCUAAUCUUGAAAUUAAAAAACCCAAAAUUCUAAAAAUUUUAAAUUUUCAUUCUUUAUUCAAAAUAUUCAAAAAUAAAAAAAAAAAUCAAAGACUUAAAAAUUGUAAAAUUAAAAUUUAAGAAUUUUCGAAUUUCAGAAUUUUAGAAUUAUAUUAUUUUAGAAUUUCAGAAUUUUAGAAUUUUAUUAUUUUGGAAUUUUAGAAUUUUAGAAAUUAAGAAUUUUGAAAUUUUAGAAUUGGACACUGCUUGCUGGUAUUGCAGGUUAAAAUUGCACAGUUAAUUUUUUUUCGAAGGGUAUUACAGUUUUUUUUUACUUAUAUUAGUAAAAAUGUGAAAUUCAACAGAAACGGAUAAAAAUUUGAUCAGUAAAUUCUUUGGUUUGGUUCGCUUUUUUUUUUUCAAAUUUAGAGAAAAAAAACUUCUUAGAAAUCAAUAAAUCAGUUGCAAAAGCUUCCUGUUGGUAUUUGAUUGCGCCUUAAUGAAUGCAAAAUCAAUAUAUCGAACAAAAAAAACUUUGUAAAGAUUUCAUUCCAAUAGUUCCGCAACAGCUCGAAUGUCGAGGUUUUGAUUUGGGAAAUCUGAGCCGGUUUUGUUGUUUUUUGUGUAUAACUUAUAAAGCAUUUUACCAAACUUGAUAAUUUUCAAUACGGACUUAUGGGAUCCCAAACUGGACCGAAUGGAACAAACCCGGACGAAAUUCGUUCAGCCAAUUCCGAGAUAAUGGAGUGACAAUCUUUGUUUCUUUUUUUUUUGCAAUCAUCCGGACUUUUCAAAUAUAAAAAAAAUACUGUCCGGAUCUAUCAUGCAACUUAUCGUUGAAUAGGUUAUCAAAAGACCCUGAUUUUGACUGAAUGUAUUCACUAUAAGUGUGUGUGAGGAAGGAAGGCGUUAUUUAUACGAAUUUUGAAAUGUUUUUGGUUUAGCAAAUCAAAUUAGAAGAAAAUUUGUCCGUUUUCGGACUAACUCGACUUGAUACAACUAAUUUCCAUUCAUUGUUUGGAUCAUAAAUGACACACAAGCAAAAAAAAAUACGCUGGAGAAACGUGCCGUGGGAAAUCGCAUAAUAAUCCAGUUAUAAAAAGCACACAUCGUAAACGGAAAAACAAAGACACACAAAAGCGGACAAACUUUGCCCGGUCGCGCCACAAUCACUUGCUUCGACGACUCCAUAGAAUAACCACCUCUCCCCCUUUCCUUUUGUGGUCGUGGAAAUAAAACCGCGUUUCGCGAAAUAAAUCAAAUCCGGCGGCAACAAGUGCACUUGAAACUCGGAAACCCAAGCAGGAAAGAUACAAUCAAGCAAUUUUUUUUUUCGUAGCGACAAAGAAGGUAGUAGCAUUUACCGAGGAAAAGCAAAACAAAAGUAUAUCCAAAGGACUGAAGCGUGCAGCAAAUUUGUAACCCACACUUGAAGAAACAUUUAUUACAAAACAAAACAAAAAAACGCAUAUCAAAUAGAAGAAAUCCAACAAGCGUGAUCACUGUGAGUAAUCUUGCCUUACCUUUUAUAUUAGUAACACCAUACACACAUACAAAAACACCCACUUAGAGAAUGGAAAUCUGAAUGUUUAAAGUUUGUAGAUAGUAACGGAAACUGUUUAUAUUAGUACCGUAAGGAUAUCCAGCCUUGGCACUGUUUACAGCGAGGGUUAGGCAAAUUUUUAAGAGAAAAGCAAACGUUAGUUUUUCCCCAUACCCAUAUUGUACUUACACGUUGAGCAGCCGCUGUUUUUACAAGUAUUAUUAUUUAGUCCGUAGCGUAGUGUAUGGUAUAGUAAUCCCAAGUGAUUGAAGCAAAACAGAAGAAGAAAAAAAAAUCGACCGAUCGAAUGUUCGCAAGUGCCUCUCCAAUUUAGUUGGUAGUUUAGAGUUUAGAACUGUGAAAAGUCUAUUUUGUUUGUUUGUUUCCCCCCGGCGCGAACGGAGCAGGGCGAGAAUAUCAUGACUGUAGCCACAUUUUUGUACUUAUCAAUUGGGAAGAGUCCGGGGAGCUCACAACUUGUGUAUUCAUCGUAGUUGAAACAAAGCUCACAGCAAAGCAUUGCUACAGGUAGGAUAAACGAAAAAGAAGUAGAGUUAGAAUUUGAAUGUUGUUGUUCUCGGUAUUAAUUAGGCGACAGUGUAACCGAAAAUAUCCCGGAGAAUCGAACCCCGUACACACAUACAUACAUACACAAACACACAAAGCAAUAAUAAAAUCAAAAGUGAAAACGUUGAAUCAA